Molecule: messenger RNA, 7450 nt
Organism: Physella acuta
Lineage: Eukaryota; Metazoa; Mollusca; Gastropoda; Physidae
Biological process (GO): cell-matrix adhesion; cell communication
Cellular component (GO): membrane
Molecular function (GO): calcium ion binding
Source: RefSeq, a predicted model, not a curated record
AUGGAAGCACUGGAGAAUGUGUUUGUAAAUCUGGAUGGAAUGCUGAAUGUAGAUGUGAUGUUGGAUAUUACAGAUUUUCAGACAGCUCUUGCAGAGAGUGUGAUGCAGCACAUUAUGGAUUCAACUGUAACCUAUUGUGUAACUGCAAUAUGGACAACACUUUAUGCUACAAUUAUGCUGGAUCAUUUGAAUGUGGAUGUGAAGCUGGCUAUCAUAAAGUUAAUGGAACUUGCAAAGAUGUCUGAUUGUAAUGAUACAUCUGGAGCUUGCUUUUGUAAAAGUGGCUGGAAUGGUAAAAACUGUGAAUUAGAUAUAAAUGAAUGUCUAAAUAAAAGCUACUGUCUUGGUUUACAUGAAGAAUGUAACAACUUGCCUGGCACAGCUGAAUGUCGAUGUGAACUGGGAUUUGAGAACAAAACAGGGGUUUGUCAAGCAUGCAACUCAACAUUCUAUGGCUUUUACUGUGGGAACAAGUGUUCUUGUGUCAUGAACAACACAAUAGACUGCAAUGACAAAACAGGGUCAUGUCUGUGUGCAUCAGGAUGGACUGGGACAAAAUGUGAUACAGAUAUCAAUGAAUGCUUAAAUACCAGCUACUGCUCAGGUCAAUAUGAACGAUGCAUCAAUCUUAAUGGAUCGGCUGAGUGUGGAUGUGUAACAGGGUAUGAAAAAAAGAAUGGAACAUGUCAAGCUUGUAGUGAAACUAUGUAUGGCCCAAACUGCAAAAACAAAUGCACUUGUGUUUUCAACAACACAGCUGAUUGUAAUGAUACAUCUGGAGCUUGUUUAUGUAAAGGUGGCUGGAAUGGUACAAACUGUGAAUUAGAUAUAAAUGAAUGUCUAAAUAAAAGCUACUGUGUUGGUGUACAUGAAGAAUGUCACAACUUGCCUGGCUCAGCUGAAUGUCGAUGUGAACUAGGAUUUGAUAACAGAACUGGUGUUUGUCAAGCAUGUAACACAACAUUCUAUGGCUUCUACUGUGGGAACAAGUGUUCUUGUGUCAUGAACAACACAAUAGACUGCAAUGACACAACAGGGUCAUGUCUGUGUGCAUCAGGAUGGACUGGGACAAAAUGUGAUACAGAUAUCAAUGAAUGCUUGAAUACCAGCUACUGUGUCGGUUUACAUGAAAAAUGUAACAAUUUAAAUGGGUCUGCUGAGUGCAAAUGUGUGCCUGGCUAUGAAAAAACGAAUGUAGCUUGUCAAGUAUGCAACAAAACACACUACGGCUUGGAUUGUUCUUUGAAAUGUGCCUGUGUCAUGGAAAACACCAAAUAUUGUAAUGGAACAUCUGGUGCUUGUUUAUGUUCUCCUGGAUGGAAUGGAACCAAUUGUGAAAAAGAUAUAAAUGAAUGUGAUAAUAUAAAUUAUUGCACUGAAGUACAUGCAAGCUGUUUUAAUUUAAAUGGGUCUGCAGAAUGUAGAUGUGAUAAUGGUUAUCAAAAGCUUUCCAGUGGAAAAUGCCAAGCUUUAUGUCCCAAUUGUACAGAAGCAGAAGUUUGCUUUAAUGAAACAGCUGGUAAAUGGAUCUGUAGACUGAAUGAUUCACGUAUCUAUCCCUAUGGCCUUGUUCAAAAUGACCAAUCAUUGCCAAAAAAUAAAGAACUUGCAUCAGCUAACUUGUACAUAGAAGAUUUCAUCCCUUAUCAGCUAAAGUUAAUUAGCUCUGUUUCGAUAACAGUUAAUGGCCUUAUAAGCUUUGAAGAAGAGUAUUCCAGUUUUAAUCCACAAAAGUUGCCAGUGUUAGACAAAAACUUAAAUCAGCGCAGUCUGUUGGCUGUGUACUGGACUGAUCUUGAUGUUAACGAUAAUGAUAAUUGUGAAGUUUACUAUCAGAUGUAUGAUUUGUAUUCUAAUAACACUUUGGGCACAGCUGUUUUUACCAAAGCCAAUGCAGAUGUUAUGGCUCUCACAGAAAAUAAAAGCUACAAUGCUACAACAGUAAUUGUGGUUACAUGGGUUAAUGUACCAGCACAUGGAAGUGUGGAUGAGCGUGUCUCAUUCCAAUGUGUCAUAAUAUCAGAUGGAUAUACAACAUAUGCCAUAUACAUCUACAUCCAAGGUGCUAUGAAAUUCAAACCCUUAUCAGCCAGAAAUGUUGAAGUUGGUUGGGCAAAUUUUAGCUUUGAUACCUCACUUACAAGUUACUACAGAUUUGAUACAGUUUUUGGCAACACUGGAAAACCUGGUCUUUGGAUUUUUAAAGUUGGAGAAAAUAAGAAUUUUAAAAUGAUGUGCCGUACAUGGUUUAUCUCUAAUCAAGGAGAACUGCCUACUAUUGAUCUCUGGAACAAAAACCUACUGCCUGCUUGUCCUUGUAAUGAAGUAGCUGCCAAAAGUAGUCCAAUCUGGGUUCCUAGCAGUAUAUCCAAUCCAGAUAGAAACUGCUUUGAUCUAUUACCAUUUUUUGGAGAAUAUGGAAGGAGAUGCUGCUACAAAGCUGAUGAAAGUUCAAGUUUUUUAAAUACAAUCCCACAAGCCGGAAGUCUUCAGAGAUAUAAUUCUUUCAUUUACAAAGAACACGAUCAGUUGGAUGAAGACCCUAAAGACUGGUGCUGUACUAAGGCAAACUUGUGUGACCUGUACUAUACUUUAAGACCAAUUUUCUCAUGCAAUGGGAGUAACUGGGCUAGAGGUUUCUUGUUUGGAGACCCCCACAUAAUAACCAUGGACCAAAGAUCAUUCAUAUUUAAUGGACUGGGAGAAUAUCACUUAGUGAAAAUAAUAGGAACUACUAACCAGCAUUUUAAAUUGCAGGGUAGAACCUGUCGUGCAUUAAAUAGCAAUGGCAAUGAAACUCUAGCCACAGUCUGGUGUGCUCUAUCAAUGAUGAGUGGUGAUGAAAAUUCACUGAGAGUAGAAAUCAGCCCUUCAAGGAAAAUUAUGAUAAUAUAUGCUAAUAAAAGAGAUUAUACAACAGAUUUCUUAAGUAACCCUAAUUUUUUUACAAAUGAUAAUAAAAUGAUAUUAAGAAAACAAAAUGGGGCUUUAGAAGUGUCUCUUCCAGAAAGUAUAGGGAUCACAGUUACAAUGGUAAAUGAAUUACUAGAAUUUUCCCUCACACUGGACAAAAAACAUCAGAAAAUGACCACUGGUCUUUUAGGCAAUUUUAAUGGAGACAGUACUGAUGAUUUUAUUUGCCCAAAUGGAACACAACUCUCUGAUCAUUCAAGUGAAAAACAAUUAUAUGAGUAUGGCAAACUAUGGGCGAUAACUCAGAAUGAAAGUUUAUUCCAGUACAGCUAUGGACAAAACACAAGUACUUUUUCAAACCCAAAUUUCAUGCCAUUAUUUUAUGAUGAACAAAAUCCUACAACAAUAGCAGAAGCUGAAAAGAUUUGUAAUGGUUCAGGAAAUCUUCCUUGUAUUUUUGACUUCAUUGCUACACAGAAUAAAAAAAUUGCUGAAACUUCUUUAAAGUCUUCAGAUCAAUUUGAAAAAGUUUCAGUAAGCACAGCAAACCAAGCCCCAAAUAUUAUUGUCAACACAACACAAGUUAGGGCCACCGUGAAUCAAUCUUUCAGCCUAACUCUAACAGCUUUUGAUCCUGAUGGUCAAGAUGUUACUGUUGUUUUAAUGACCAAUGCUAAUUAUACUUUUAAAACUAUUAAUAAGAGAGACACAUCAAAAGCUAUUGCAUCAACUUAUUCAAUUGUAUUACCUAACACUGAAACUCAGAUCUUAUUCUCAUCAUCUGAUAGUAAAGGACUGCAUUCAGAAUCAAUAGCAAUCAAUAUUUCUGCAUGUAGUGGAUGUAGUUAUUGUGGAACAUGUGAUGAAGCUAGGCUUAGAGCAACAUUAAAUCCAUAUUUUUACUGGGAAGCAUGCAACUGUAACAUUGGAUUUGCAGGUACUGACUGUGAACAAGACAAUGAUGGCUGUGCUACCAAUCCUUGCCCCAGCAUGACAGGUUGUGUAGACAUACCAGCUUCAGAAGAACAAGUCACUGGGUUAUCAUACACAUGUAAAGAUUGUCCUCUUGGUUAUCAACUGAAUUCUAAAAAAACCAAGUGUGAAGAUGUUGAUGAAUGUAAGAACACCCCACCUUGUGGUGCAAAUGCUAUAUGUGAGAAUAAUUUCGGUAGUUUUGUUUGUAACUGCCCAAAAGGCUUCCGAAAAUCUGGAUCACUCAAUUGUGUUGACAUCAACGAAUGCUCAGAGAAAUCACAUGACUGUGAUCAAAUAUGUGUUAACAACUUAGGAAGUUAUGAUUGCAGAUGUUACCCAGGGUUUGCUAGGACUGGUGGCAAAUGUGAACUGACAGAAAAGGACCCAUGUAAAUUAAUCAACAAGUCAUGUGAAUACAAUUGUCGAAAUGGCAGUAAUGGAGCAGAAUGUUUUUGUGCAUCAGGGUACAAAUUAAAAACAAACAACUAUUCUUGUGAAGAUAUAGAUGAAUGCAAAGAGAAAAUCUGUUCACAAGAUUGUAUCAACACAAACGGAAGUUUCAGCUGUUCAUGUUACUCUGGAUAUACUCUCAACAAGAAUGAUUUGCGCUCUUGUGACACUUGUCAAGGCAACACCUAUGGUUACAACUGUAGUAAUACAUGCCAGUGUAAAGGACGGGCUGUAAGAUGUGACAAUGUUAAAGGCUGUAUUUGUCAAAGCAAUUGGAAAGGAGAAUCAUGUGAAAUAGAUGUGGAUGAAUGUGCUAUAAAACCUGAUGUCUGUCCUAUGGAUCACAAAUGUACAAAUACAGAAGGCUCUUAUACUUGUGACUGUCCUGUGGGUUACGAAGAUAUAAAUGGAACAUGUAUUAAUAUUAACGAGUGUGAAACGAGAAACAUUUGUCCUCAAACAUGCAUUGAUACACCAGGGUCAUUUAUUUGUGAGUGUAGAGGUGGAUUUUUAAAGCUUCCUAAUGGCACAUGUAAAGAUAUUGAUGAAUGUGAGAUUGACAAAUCGGGCUGUGAACAGAAAUGUAUCAAUGUCCCUGGAAGUAGCAACUGUGACUGUUAUCCAGGUUACAGGUUAAAAGAUGACAGAAAGACUUGUGAAAAAGAUGAUGUUGAUCCAUGUGAAAACUUUUACCUGAACUGCAGUCAAGGAUGUACUGUAGCUAAUGACAAAGCACAGUGUUUUUGUGCUAUAGGUUAUAUGCUGAGUAAUAACCAGUUUGACUGUCUUGAUAUUGAUGAAUGUGCAACACAGAAACUAUGCAAUGGUAGCUGUAUUAACACUCCAGGGUCAUACAAUUGUUCUUGUCCAGUUGGAUCUAAACUACAGAAUGAUAAGAAAACCUGUCAAGAAUGUGAUGCCUAUCACUGGGGAGAGAACUGCGCCACAGAAUGUAACUGCAGCACAAGAGGUACAUCAAGAUGUGACCCCACACAAGGAUGUCAGUGUAAAGCUGGCUGGGCAGGAACUUGGUGCCAGGAUGAUAUUAAUGAAUGCUCAAGUCUUCUACCACCAUGUCCUGUAACAUCAAGUUGUGUCAACACAUUUGGCUCUUUUUAUUGCCAGUGUAAACAGGGAUAUGCAUUUGUUAACAAUACAUGUACAGAUAUAAAUGAAUGUUUGAGUUCACCAUGUGACCAGAUCUGCACCAACACACAAGGCAGCUUCCAGUGCUCUUGUUAUUCUCAAGGUUUUAUUUUUAAUGGAACACAAUGCAAUGAAAUAAAUGAAUGUGCUGUAAAAGAAUUAAAUAACUGUGACCAGGAAUGUAGAAAUACAAUUGGUGGAUUUGCCUGUGAAUGUUACGAAGGAUAUGAAUUAAAUGAAACAACUAGAAAUACUUGUAUUAUUAGCAGCCUAAAUCAGAAGUGUCCUGCAUCAAACAGCUGUGAACAAUUGUGUGUACUAGUAAAUAAUACCCAGCUUUGUUCAUGCUUUUCUGGAUACAGCAUGAUUAAUAAUUCCUGUGUUGAUAUAAAUGAGUGUGAAAAUAACCCUUGUGUUGGUGGUGAAUGUAUCAACAGUAAUGGAUCAUUUUCAUGUUCCUGCCAAAACGAGACAGAACUUUUAGAAGACAAAAAAACUUGCAGAGCUUGUCAAUAUGGCUCCUAUGGCCCCAACUGUGGUGAAAAUUGUACCUGCAACACUACCAACACCAAACCACAAAUCUGUUUUAUUAAAAAUGGAAAUUGUGAUUGUUUAAAAGGCUGGUCUGGUCCCAACUGCAGUACUGAUAUUGAUGAAUGUAGUACAAGUCAAGUAUGUCCAGCCGAUGCCGAGUGUGUCAACACACCUGGUUCUUUUAGAUGUGUCUGCGAAAUUGGCUUCUUUAGUUCCACUACUGGCUGUUUGUCAUGUGAUGAGAACCACUAUGGCCAGGACUGUAAGAAGACUUGUACAUGUGUAAAAGACAACAGCAAUAACUGCAAUGCUGUCAAUGGAACUUGCACAUGUAAACCAGGGUGGACUGGCUCUGACUGUGAAACAGAUAUAGACGAGUGUUUGAACACCAGCUACUGCCCAGAUAUACAUGAGAGUUGUUUUAAUUUGAAUGGAUCUGCAGAGUGUAGAUGUCAUAAAGGUUAUCAAAGAACUGGAGGAUCUGACUGCCAAGAUAUAGAUGAAUGUCUAGAUCCAACCUACUCUUGUGAUGAGACAAAACAAUGUAAAAACACACAAGGCUCAUAUGAUUGUGUAUGUAAACAAGGUUAUCUAUUUGUCAACAGUACAAAGCCCUGUAAAGUGAAUUUUCGCAGUUUCCCAAUGCAGCUGAGAUUGAAUAUUGUACCGGAUGCAAAUGUGUUUAUUUACAACACAAAACAGUUUAUCUCUCUUAAAUUAAAUAUUGAAGAUAGUUUAAACAAGUUAGGUGGAGAUGAAGUGGGAAAAGAAAUUUUUCCAUUUGUAAUUUCAAAGUUCACGGAUGGAUCUAUCAUAGCUCAUACAGCCAUUGUGGUAGACCUAACUUAUACCAGCACUCCUGCAUAUUCUGCAACCAUGUACGCCAUCAGUUUAAAAAAUAAUCAAAAUAUAACUGUUGGUUCUGACAUCAUAAAAAUCUUGAAUGUUUUAGUCCAAAACCAAUCAAUUUCAGACAAUACUUGUGACCUGUACACUCAGUUAUCUCAAUCAUGUUCAUCCACUGAAAGUUGUUAUGAAAAUACUCAGAAUCUUACAGAGUGUGAGACAAUUAUAAAAGAUACAGACAGGUUGGCCUUAAUUCUAGGACUUUCAAUUGGAAUUGGUGUGUUUAUCAUAAUUGUUGUGGUUAUUGCUGUUUAUGUUGUUGUUCAUCAAAAGGAGUUAACUAAAUACCAUCUAUAUUCAAAGCCUAUUAAUGAAAAUAAACAGCGUACAAGGGAAGACUCAAGUUAUCAGUCCAUGGAACUACCACCUGUGAUGGCAAGUGAUCCAGCUGCUAAAUGUUUAAAAUUUAAUCAAGUCCUUUCUCCUUUUAGUGAAGCUAUAUACAAUGAAAACUUGAUGUACUGACAUAUCAGCAAACCAUUUCUUACUCUUACACUUUUAAAAAUCUUAAAAUAUUACCACAACA